AUGUACAUGUUUUUCGCAAUCGAUAAACUCAAGUUAGGAACCAAAUUGCCCAUUUUCUUCGACAAAAACGAUCUUCAGAAACUUCCUCCACUUCUCACAAGACAAGAAGCUGAUCUUAUUCCUUUCACCAAUUCAAAGCUUGACUUCCUUCUCGAUCACUUCUCUAUCUCCAAAGACUCUCCACAAGGAAAAGCCAUGAAGGAGACUUUGGCACGUUGUAACUAUAAACCUAUGGAAGGACAGUUAAAGUUUUGUGGGACUUCUUUGGAGUCAAUGCUUGAUCUUGUGAAGGAAACAAUAGGAUCCAAUGCUGAUCUCAAGGUCAUGACGACGAAAGUAAUGGUACCGAAGCAAAACAAGAUUAGCUACGCUUUGCAUAACUAUACAUUCGUGGAGGCUCCUAAGGAGCUUGUUGGGAUUAAGAUGUUGGGAUGUCAUAGAAUGCCAUACCCUUAUGCUGUUUACUAUUGCCAUGGUCAUAGUAGUGGAGCAAGAGUCUUUGAAGUUAACUUGGUGACAGACGACGGGAGACAGCGGGUUGUAGGACCCGCUGUCUGCCACAUGGACACGUCUAUGUGGAACGCGGAUCAUGUAGCGUUUAAGGUGUUGAAGGUAGAGCCGAGGUCCGCACCGGUUUGCCAUUUCUUCCCUCUUGAUAAUAUUGUGUGGGUAACGAAGUAG
Microthlaspi erraticum is the source of this 681-nucleotide messenger RNA. NCBI's taxonomy places the organism in Eukaryota, Viridiplantae, Streptophyta, Magnoliopsida, Brassicales, Brassicaceae. The record is from the annotation of a GenBank genome assembly.